Molecule: messenger RNA, 3184 nt
Organism: Chaetura pelagica (chimney swift)
Lineage: Eukaryota; Metazoa; Chordata; Aves; Apodiformes; Apodidae
Gene: EPHB1
Product: EPH receptor B1
Exons: 15
Coding region: 4-2949 (981 amino acids)
Biological process (GO): cell surface receptor protein tyrosine kinase signaling pathway; axon guidance; protein phosphorylation
Cellular component (GO): plasma membrane; neuron projection
Molecular function (GO): transmembrane-ephrin receptor activity; protein binding; ATP binding
Source: RefSeq, a predicted model, not a curated record
UUGAUGGAUACUCGGACGGCGACAGCAGAGCUAGGCUGGACUGCCAACCCUCCUUCGGGGUGGGAAGAAGUCAGCGGCUACGACGAAAACCUCAACACCAUCCGUACCUACCAGGUGUGCAACGUCUUCGAGCCCAACCAGAACAACUGGCUCCUCACCACCUUCAUCAACCGGCGUGGAGCUCACCGCAUCUACACCGAGAUGCGCUUCACCGUGCGGGACUGCAGCAGCCUCCCCAAUGUCCCCGGCUCCUGCAAGGAGACCUUCAACCUCUACUACUACGAGACAGACUCUGUCAUUGCCACCAAGAAGUCCACCUUCUGGACAGAGGCACCCUACCUCAAAGUGGACACCAUCGCUGCUGACGAGAGCUUCUCCCAGGUGGACUUUGGGGGCAGGUUGAUGAAGGUGAACACAGAAGUGAGAAGUUUCGGGCCUCUGACCCGCAAUGGUUUUUACCUGGCUUUCCAGGACUACGGGGCUUGCAUGUCCCUGCUCUCCGUCAGGGUCUUCUUCAAGAAGUGCCCUAGCGUGGUGCAGAACUUUGCCAUCUUCCCGGAGACGAUGACAGGAGCAGAGAGCACCUCUCUGGUGACUGCCCGGGGCACCUGCAUCCCCAAUGCUGAGGAGGUGGACGUGCCCAUCAAGCUGUACUGCAACGGGGAUGGGGAGUGGAUGGUGCCCAUCGGCCGCUGCACCUGCAAGGCUGGAUACGAGCCUGAGAACAACGUGGCCUGCAAAGCCUGCCCAGCAGGGACGUUCAAGGCCAGCCAGGGCACAGGGGGGUGCACACCGUGUCCCCCCAACAGCCGCUCCGCCGCCGAGGCCGCGCCGCUCUGCUCCUGCCGCAACGGGUACUACCGGGCAGACCUGGAUCCACCAGCAGCCUCCUGCACCAGUGUCCCGACCAGCCCCCGCAACGUCAUCUCCAUCGUCAACGAGACGUCCAUCAUCCUGGAGUGGCCCCCGCCGCGGGAGACGGGGGGUCGGGACGAUGUCACCUACAACAUCGUCUGCAAGAAGUGCCGCUCAGACCGGCGCUCCUGCUCCCGCUGCGACGACAACGUGGACUUUGUUCCCCGGCAGCUGGGGCUGACAGAAACCCGGGUCUUCAUCAGCAACCUCUGGGCACACACCCCCUACACCUUCGAGAUUCAGGCUGUCAAUGGGGUUUCCAGCAAGAGCCCCUUCCCACCGCAGCACGUCUCCGUCAACAUCACCACCAACCAAGCUGCCCCCUCCACCGUCCCCAUCAUGCACCAGGUGAGUGCCACCAUGAGGAGCAUCACCCUCUCCUGGCCCCAGCCCGAGCAGCCCAACGGCAUCAUCCUGGACUACGAGCUGCGUUACUACGAGAAGCUGAGCCGCAUCUGCACGCCCGACCUCGGCGGCGCCGUGGGCUCCCGGCUGGCAGUGGACCACAACGAGUACAAUUCCUCAAUGGCCCGCAGCCAGACCAACACUGCCCGCAUCGAGGGGCUGCGCCCGGGCAUGGUCUACGUGGUGCAGGUGCGCGCCCGCACCGUGGCCGGGUACGGCAAGUACAGCGGGAAGAUGUGCUUCCAGACCCUGACUGAUGAUGACUACAAGUCUGAGCUGAGAGAGCAGCUGCCCUUGAUCGCAGGGUCUGCAGCAGCUGGGGUGGUCUUCAUUGUCUCCCUGGUGGCCAUUUCCAUCGUCUGCAGCAGGAAGCGUGCCUACAGCAAGGAGGCCGUGUACAGUGACAAGCUGCAGCACUACAGCACUGGGAGAGGGUCUCCAGGGAUGAAGAUCUACAUCGACCCCUUCACUUACGAGGACCCCAAUGAAGCAGUGCGGGAGUUCGCCAAGGAGAUCGAUGUGUCCUUUGUGAAGAUUGAAGAGGUCAUUGGAGCAGGGGAGUUUGGAGAAGUUUACAAAGGCCGCCUGAAGCUGCCUGGCAAGCGGGAGAUCUACGUGGCCAUCAAAACCCUGAAGGCUGGUUACUCGGAGAAGCAGCGGCGGGAUUUCCUGAGCGAGGCCAGCAUCAUGGGGCAGUUUGACCACCCCAACAUCAUUCGGCUGGAAGGGGUGGUCACCAAGAGUCGGCCGGUCAUGAUCAUCACGGAGUUCAUGGAGAACGGGGCCCUGGACUCCUUCCUGCGGCAGAACGACGGGCAGUUCACAGUGAUCCAGCUGGUGGGAAUGCUGCGCGGAAUCGCCGCCGGGAUGAAGUACCUUGCGGAGAUGAAUUACGUGCACCGAGAUCUGGCUGCCAGGAACAUCCUGGUCAACAGCAACCUGGUCUGCAAAGUCUCAGACUUUGGCCUCUCACGCUACUUGCAGGACGACACGUCUGACCCCACCUACACCAGCUCCUUGGGGGGGAAGAUCCCUGUCCGGUGGACGGCGCCGGAGGCCAUCGCCUACCGCAAGUUCACUUCGGCCAGCGACGUCUGGAGCUACGGCAUCGUCAUGUGGGAGGUGAUGUCCUUCGGGGAGAGGCCCUACUGGGACAUGUCCAACCAAGACGUCAUCAACGCCAUCGAGCAGGAUUACCGCCUCCCACCGCCCAUGGACUGCCCUGCUGCCCUGCACCAGCUGAUGCUGGACUGCUGGCAGAAGGACCGCAACACCCGCCCGCGCUUCGCCGAGAUUGUCAACACCCUCGACAAGAUGAUCCGCAACCCGGCCAGCCUCAAGACUGUGGCCACCAUCACCGCUGUGCCUUCUCAGCCCCUCCUUGACCGCUCCAUCCCCGACUUCACUGCCUUUACCUCAGUGGACGACUGGCUGAGCGCCGUGAAGAUGAGCCAGUACCGGGACAGCUUCCUGACUGCUGGCUUCACCUCCCUGCAGCUGGUCGCCCAGAUGACGUCCGAAGACCUCCUGAGAAUAGGGGUGACUUUGGCUGGGCACCAGAAGAAGAUCCUGAACAGCGUCCAGUCCAUGCGAGUACAGAUGAGCCAGUCUCCAAGCUCGAUGGCGUGAUGUCCCUUGUUGGACAGGGAGGGCAGAGGUGGGAGGGGAGGACCCGAGGGGCACCACAGGGCAGCGUUUGGAGAGGUGCCACCACUGCCUGGGGACUGUCACUGCAGGCAGAGGGUGUUCCUGGGACUCAUCUCAACUGGUGACUCCCGUUCCUCACCAACAGAAGCACACUUACUGAUGUCACGGGGAACGGCCUAUAAAUACCUAUAAAUAUGUACAAAGCAUAUAUUUAAAA